UAACCUCUAUAAAUAUUGAGGUUAUUUAUAUUACACAAAUUUGAAUUUUGAAAUGUUUUAUACAAAUAAAUAAGUAAUCAAACAUAAUAUGAUAAUCAAUCGAGUAGCAGUAGCAGUUUCUGGAGGAGUUGAUAGUGCAGUAGCAGCUCUUCUUCUGAAAUUGAAAGGUUUCACUGUUGAAGCAGUGUUUAUGGAAAAUUGGGACAUAGCUGAUGAAAAGGGUUUUUGUUCUUCAGACGCAGAUUAUGCAGAUGCUGUUAGUUUAUGUGAAACAUUAAAAAUUAAACUUCAUAAAGUGAAUUUUGUCAAGCAUUAUUGGAACGAAGUCUUUUGUGAAUUUAUAAAAGAUUACCAGAAUGGAAUAACACCAAAUCCUGAUAUUUUAUGUAAUCGUCAAAUCAAAUUCAAUUAUCUUCACAAAUAUGCCUUGAAUGAUAUGAAAGCAGAUGCUCUAGCUACAGGUCAUUAUGCUCGUACCAGUUUUGGUCCAUUUUUAGAAAAUUAUUCUCCAGACAAGUCUGCAAAAUUAUUGAAAGCAAGAGAUGCUAAGAAGGACCAAAUAUUUUUUUUAAGUCAAGUUGAACAAAUGGCUUUGAAAAGAACCAUGUUUCCUUUGGGAAAUUACCUUAAGUCUGAAGUAAAAACCAUAGCACAGGAAAAUGACUUGGAAAAAUUUGCAAAAAGAAAGGAAAGUAUGGGAAUCUGUUUCAUUGGCACUAGAGAUUUUCAAGAUUUUAUUGGGGAGUAUAUAGAGGACAAACAAGGAGACUUUGUCGAUAUUGAUACAGGAAAAAUUGUUGGCCAACAUAAGGGACUGCAUCAAUGGACGUUAGGACAGAGAACUAGGUUACCUGGUUUUCCUAAAGCUUAUUAUACAGCAAGAAAACAUCUUCAUAAUAACGCGAUAAUUUUAGGAAGUGGAACAGACCACCCGUUUCUAUAUACCAAGUUGUUUUUUACAAGUAAACCUCAUUGGAUUACGGAAAAACCAAAGGAACUACAAGAAGAGGAUAUUUUGGAAUGCGAUUUCAAAUUUCAACACUCUCAUGACUGGGUCCCUUGUACCAUUUUUGAAUGUCCCCAAGGUUUGAUUGUUCAUUUGAAUUCAGCUAAGAGGGCUGUCACUCCCGGACAAUAUGCUGUGUUCUGUAGGGGCGAUGAGUGCUUGGGAAGUGCGAGGAUUAUUAAUACACCCAUCUCCGAGUUUUGUAUGGAGUAUGUUGAGAACAGUCGUGAUUUAAAAAUAAACAAGCAAUAGACUUUAAA
Harmonia axyridis is the source of this 1266-nucleotide messenger RNA. RefSeq names its product mitochondrial tRNA-specific 2-thiouridylase 1. Gene Ontology annotation, cellular component: mitochondrion. Gene Ontology annotation, biological process: tRNA wobble position uridine thiolation. Lineage: Eukaryota; Metazoa; Arthropoda; Insecta; Coleoptera; Coccinellidae. The record is from RefSeq and is a predicted model, not a curated record. The coding region runs from base 89 to 1258 and encodes 389 amino acids. Gene Ontology annotation, molecular function: sulfurtransferase activity. The transcript is spliced from 6 exons.